Messenger RNA from Photinus pyralis (common eastern firefly), 2283 nucleotides. RefSeq names its product E3 SUMO-protein ligase KIAA1586-like. Gene Ontology annotation, molecular function: SUMO ligase activity. Gene Ontology annotation, biological process: protein sumoylation. Lineage: Eukaryota; Metazoa; Arthropoda; Insecta; Coleoptera; Lampyridae. The record is from RefSeq and is a predicted model, not a curated record.
AUGAAGAGACAAAGUACAUUGUCAUCUUUUUUUAUAAGUAAACAAAGCAGAAACGACGUUAAGGAAUGUUGCAUUGAGAAAGAAGGCAAGGUUAAUAACAUUGAGGAAGGCGGUGAAAUUUCAACAUCAACGUUUGUGAAUAGUGACAUUGCAGUUGUAACAGCUCCAGUGGCUUCGACUUCCCUGUCGUUAGCUCCUUCAUUGGAAUCGAGCUGUGUUGAAAGUGAAAACGAUUCUGAAAUCCCUGGGUGUUGGUCCAGUGUUCAGUUGAGGUAUUUUGAAAAAGAGUAUGAUUGGUUAGAGAUAAAAAACCAAAAGCUAGGUUGUAAAAUAUGCUCACGUGUUGGUUGAUUGGGUCCAAAACAAGCAAAGCAUAUUCACUUAGCAACGGAAUGGGUAAAUUACUCUGUGAUGGAAAAUGGGAAGUCCAAAGAAACGCAACAGGCGUCUUUGAGAAAAAAAAUGCGGUCUCAUUCAAAAUCGAGUGCACACUUAGAAGCGGCCAGUUUAUUAAAGUUGAGUGAAAAAGAUGAAUUACCUAUACUAGUUGACCACAUAAAUAAUAAAAGCAUAUCUGCUACAGUUCAUAUCUUUAACGUAGUGUAUAGCCUAGCGAAGAAGAACAGACCAAUGAGCGAUAUUGAUGCUGCCUUAGAAUUACAAGAAAAAAACGGCGUUGAUGUAGGUAAUUGUCUCCAUUCACGGUUUUCCGCAACACGGAUUAUUGAACAUAUUUCAAAACAGAUCAGGAAGAAUCUUUUCUCUCCCAUAAUUAAGAAUUGCGCUAAAGUGUACAUAAUAAUCGAUGAAGCCUCAACUAUAGCGAAACAAAGUGCUUUGGUUAUUUAUAUCCGGUGUGAAGUUGAUUCUGUACCUGAACCAAUGAACGUUUUCGUGGAUCUUGUACCACUGUCAUCUACUACAGCGGAGAACGUUUUUAAUUCAUUAAUUGGAUGCUUACAUGACCACGGUUUUGACAAGGACUAUUUAUCUAGUAAUUUGAUAGGGUUUUGUUCUGAUGGUGCCAGUACUAUGCUGGGUAGAAAAUCUGGUGUAUCCCAAAAGUUAACUGAGCAAUUUCCCAUAGUGAUAUGGCAUUGCUUAAACCAUCGAUUGCAACUAGCUCUGGAUGAUUCAAUAAAAGACAUUAACCAGGUUAAUCAUUUUAAAAUAUUCUUAGAUAAAAUUUAUGCGAUUUAUCACCAAUCAAAUAAAAACCAGGCGGAGCUGCACGAUAUUGCUGUAGAAUUAGAAGUUGAAAUAAUCAAAAUGGGUCGUGUUUUAGGCCCUCGCUGGGCAGCUUGUAGUUUAAGAGCCGCUAUUGCUGUCUGGAGAGCUUAUCCAGCGCUCCACGCGCACUUUGCUAAAAAUAAAUCAUUUUCCGGAAUGGCUAAGCGAUUAAGCAACAUUAACUUUUUAAAAGAUCUAGCUUUGAUGAUCGACAUUUUAGAAGAGAUUUACAUCUUAUCAAACGGCCUGCAAUCACGUACCACAACUUUGGAUAAAGCCGACAAACUUAUAAGGCGUACAAUUAGAGCGCUAACAACUUUGAAAAAUGGCGGUGGUGGUAAACAUGAAGAUCAAGUUAAAAAUUUGAUUGCUAGCAAUACGUUUUCCAAAAUACAGUUUCAACACCACUCGACGAAAUUUACAGCUCUUCCGAGGGAGAGAUUAAUUCAGAGUGUAAUUGAUAAUUUGACAACUAGGUUAUUAUCAACUAACCAUUUCAUUUUCACGGACACAGAAACUACAUCAGUAUCAGGUUCCACUUCCAAUAAGGAUAACUACCAGCAGCUUUUGGAUUUAUUUAAUUUACUAGAGCCCGUUUCAUGGAAAUAUGAAGAAAUAGAUUCGCCGUGGAUUAAGGGGGAAAAAAAAUUAAAGAACUUAAACCAAUUACUAAAGUUUGAUGUAGAUAUCAACGACUUUCGAGAUUUCGUGGACGCGAAUCUCAAAGAAAGCGUUAAUAUUUCGCUUCCUCCAACAAUUGCUAAAGCGAAGAAAAUAAUUAAUUCAAUAGCCAUUAGCAGUUCAGAGGCUGAGAGAGGUUUUAGCGUUAUGAAUGACAUAGCCACAUCUGAACGAAGUAAACUCACCGUGAAUCACAUAUCCUGCCUAAUGACUAUUAAAAUAAUAGGAAAACCUUUAAAAGACUUUGAUGCAGUUCCAUUUGUGAAAAGUUGGCUACGUUACCAUCGUGAUGCAACAGACACCAGAGUUCGUGCCAGAGCUGUCAAGGAGCCUUCGCAAAACGAACAAUAUAUAUGGUCUCUUUUAGAAUGA